Molecule: messenger RNA, 2448 nt
Organism: Kockovaella imperatae
Lineage: Eukaryota; Fungi; Basidiomycota; Tremellomycetes; Tremellales; Cuniculitremaceae
Product: glycosyl hydrolase family 3 N terminal domain-domain-containing protein
Exons: 6
Coding region: 1-2448 (815 amino acids)
Biological process (GO): glucan catabolic process
Molecular function (GO): beta-glucosidase activity
Source: RefSeq, a predicted model, not a curated record
AUGUCGUCGAACGCUGCAUCCUCCAGUGCUAGCUCUUCCGCUUCCAGCGCUGUAUCCAGCGCGGUUUCCAGCUCGUCAGCCUCUAGUGCUACGUCAAGUGUCACCAGCUCGUCCGCUUCCAGCGCCACCUCCGGUGCCGCCGCGGCGACUGCCAAUACCGCCGCUGCGGUUCCCACUCCCACCGGGGAGUAUGUCACCCAACCCUUCCCGUACCCUCUGAACACCUCUAUCGACGGAUAUGCCGCCCAUAUCUCCAGUAAUUGGGUCACGGCUCAUCAGAAAGCCAGAGCCAGACUUGCGGGCUGGACACAACAAGAAAAGGUCAACCUGACCACUGGCGCCGGGUGGCAAGUCGGGCGUUGUGUCGGAAACAUCAAUCCGAUUCCUUCUCAAAACUUUCCAGGCCUCUGCUUGGAGGACUCUCCCCUCGGUGUCAGGGAUACAGACUUCAACAGUGCUUUCCCCGCUGGUAUCAACGCCGCCGCAACAUUCGACAAAGACCUCAUGUACAAACGAGGCUAUGCCAUGGGUCAAGAACACAAGGGAAAAGGAGUCAACGUAGCUCUAGGACCAAUGACCAACAUGGGACGUGUGGCAGCUGGCGGGCGAAAUUGGGAAGGGUUCGGCGCCGAUCCAUACCUCAGCGGUUGGGCCAGCGAACAGACGAUCAAGGGCAUGCAGGAUGCAGGUGUGCAGGCAUGCGUCAAACACUUUAUUGGAAACGAGCAAGAACACUAUCGCACUACAGAGUCCUCCGAUAUCGACGAUCGGACGAUGAGAGAGAUCUAUUCGCAUCCUUUCCUCCGCGCGGUGGCCGCCGAUGUUGCCUCGGUCAUGUGCUCGUACAACCAGGUGAACGGCUCCUGGGCCUGUCAGAAUCCUCAGAUCCUCAACAAGAUCCUCAAGACAGACUUUGGUUUCCAAGGCUAUGUCAUGUCAGAUUGGCAGGCAACCAUGUCGGGUGUAUCCUCGGUCAACUCUGGUCUCGACAUGACCAUGCCUGGAGACGUCGUCUUCAAUUCGCUCACCAGUUACUUUGGUCAAAACCUCACCGCAGCGGUGAACAACGGGUCCGUCGAGGCUGCGAGACUGGACGAUAUGGCUGAAAGGAUCAUGGCCGCGUAUUAUCUCGUCGGGCAGGACGCCCCUGGCUACCCAGCUGUCAACUUUGACGCGUUCAGAUCCAUGCAGUCGAUCAACAACUCCCAUGUCAACGUCCAGGGCGAUCACUACAAACUCAUCGAGGAGAUGGGCGCUGCUUCGAUCGUUCUGCUCAAGAACGAUGGAAGUCUCCCCCUCAAUCAGCCGAAAUCUAUCGCCCUGAUUGGCGAGGAUGCUGGUCCGUCACCUCUCGGACCCAACGGAUAUGGUGAUCGUGGUGGAGAUAGCGGUACACUGGCUAUGGGCUGGGGAUCUGGCACUGCCAAUUUUCCCUACUUGAUCGAUCCACUCAUGGCCAUCGCAACCCAAGCUCGCAAGGAUGGUACAGAUCUGAACUGGUACCUUGACGAUUGGAACCUUGACGGAGUCAUGAGCGUCGCCGUUGGUGCCGAAGUGGCUAUCGUGUGUAUCAACGCCGACUCUGGUGAAGACUAUAUCACCGUCGAUGGAAACCAGGGAGACCGGAACAACCUGACCGCUUGGUUGAACGGAGAUGCCGUCGUUCAGGCCGCCGCGUCAGUGAACAACAACACCGUUGUUGUGGUCCACUCUGUUGGCCCAUUAAUCAUUGAACCAUGGAUUGAGAACCCCAACAUCACCGCGGUACUUUGGGCUGGUAUUCCAGGACAGGAAUCUGGCAACGGAUUGGUGGAUGUCUUGUACGGAUGGUACAACCCUUCGGGAAGAUUGCCUUACACAAUCGCCAAACAACGUUCGGAUUACCCCGCAGAAGUCUUGUACGAAUCGACAGAUCCCCAUCCUCAGAUCGUCUACGCCGAGGGUCUCAACAUUGAUUACAGGCAUUUCUUAUCUGCCAACAUUACGCCUCGAUUCGAGUUUGGCUUUGGGUUGUCAUAUACCAGUUUCGAUUAUUCCAACGUCGAGAUCUGGUCCAACGGAAAUGCUAAGCGAUGGCAGGAUGAGAACGAUGGCAUUCCCGUCGGAGGGUUCCUGUCUGACAAAUUGCAAGCACCCCAAUGGACCGUUCAAGCUCAGGUUCAGAACGUUGGACCCGUCAAUGGAUGCGAUAUUCCGCAACUAUACCUCGAAUAUCCAGCUUCAGCUGGAGAGCCCCCGCGCGUCCUUCGAGACUUCACAAAACUCAACCUGGACCCUGGAGCCACCAGCACGAUCCAAUUCACCCUGUCCAACUAUGACGUGUCGAUCUGGGACGUUCCUAGUCAAAGCUGGGUCAUUCCGGAUGGAACGUUCACUGUGGUAGUUGCGAAGAGUUCCUUUGACCAAGGAUGUUCGACCACCUUUUGUCCCUCCGGAAACAACUGCUGA